GUUGAUAAGUAGCACGUUUGUUGUUUGUAGUCGUCUCAAUGUUUGCCAAACCGGCCCAAACAACGACAAACACAAACACGUGACUUUUUUUUUCAAAAAUUUUGAUUCUGACAACAAUAAUGUCUUACAACAAUGAUAGAAAUAGCUUUGGCCGUGGUGGCGGUGGCGGUCGAGGAGGUGGUGGUUUUCGAGGAGGCCGAGGUGAUGGAGGUGGCCGAGGAGGCGGAGGUGGUAAUUUCCGUGGUGGCGGUGGAGGCCGUGGUGGUGGAAGAGGUGGUUUCAAUAGGUUUGCAGAACAAGGCCCUCCAGAAGAAGUAGUACCUUUGGGUUAUUUUACUCAUGCGUGUCAAGAUGACAUUAUUUGCAAGGCUGAAAUGGAAGAUGUUCCAUACUUUAAUGCACCCAUAUAUUUUGCUAAUAAACAACAAAUUGGAAAAAUAGAUGAAAUAUUUGGCACGUACAGUGAUUAUUUUGUCUCCAUAAAGUUAAACUCUGAAAUUAAAUCAAAAUCUUUCAAAGGAGCCGACAAGUUAUACAUUGAUCCAGCAAAACUAUUACCAUUGAAGAAAUUUUUACCUCAACCUGGUGGCCAAAGAGGUAGAGGAGGCGGUGGCGGAAGAGGACGUGGUAGAGGUGGCGGCGGUCGUGGUGGCGGUGGUUUUGGACGUGGAGGUCGAGGAGGCGGUGGUUUUGGACGUGGUGGUGGAGGCGGUGGUUUCGGACGUGGCGGAGGCGGUGGAGGAAGAGGAUUUGGUGGUGGACGAGGAUUUGGUGGUGGCGGCGGAAGAGGAGGAGGAGGACGAGGUUUCAAAAGAUGAAAAUAAAAAAAUUAAAAUUGUAAUUAUUUAAUAAAUAAAUAUUUGUGUUAAUAUA
Messenger RNA from Metopolophium dirhodum (rose-grain aphid), 873 nucleotides. RefSeq names its product H/ACA ribonucleoprotein complex subunit 1-like. The record is from RefSeq and is a predicted model, not a curated record. NCBI's taxonomy places the organism in Eukaryota, Metazoa, Arthropoda, Insecta, Hemiptera, Aphididae. The transcript is spliced from 4 exons. Gene Ontology annotation, molecular function: box H/ACA snoRNA binding. Gene Ontology annotation, biological process: ribosome biogenesis; snoRNA guided rRNA pseudouridine synthesis. Bases 120 to 818 code for a protein of 232 amino acids. Gene Ontology annotation, cellular component: box H/ACA snoRNP complex.